AACAGGAAGUUGUUCGGCAGGUUUUUUGGGGGGAGUUGCUGGACAGCCAUUGCCGCGUCGUGGCUCAGUAACAAAACACACCAAAAAGAACGUGGCUGUCAGUGGGAUAUCUUUGUUGGACUGACUACAAGAACGAGCACACUCUGCAAAUCAUCACACCCCCGAGCAACGAGGUUCAUCAGCUCCAGAUAUGGCGUUCGUAUUUGACUGGAUUUAUAGCGGCUUCAAUAGUGUACUACAGUUUUUAGGACUGUACAAGAAGUCAGGCAAGUUAGUAUUCCUGGGCUUGGACAACGCGGGCAAAACCACGCUACUGCACAUGCUCAAAGAUGACAGACUGGGCCAGCAUGUGCCAACUUUACAUCCAACCUCGGAAGAGUUGACCAUCGCUGGCAUGACCUUCACCACCUUUGACCUUGGAGGCCACGCACAAGCACGCAGAGUGUGGAAAAACUACCUCCCUGCCAUAAACGGCAUUGUCUUUCUGGUGGAUUGUGCAGACCUCUCCAGAUUGGGCGAAUCUAAAACAGAACUUGAUGCGUUAAUGACGGACGAGACCAUCGGGAAUGUUCCUAUCCUCAUCCUGGGCAACAAGAUUGACAGAGCGGAGGCCAUCAGUGAGGAAAGACUGAGGGAAAUGUUUGGACUGUACGGCCAGACGACAGGCAAGGGCAGCAUUCCCAUGAAGGAGCUGAACACGAGACCACUGGAGGUGUUCAUGUGCAGCGUGCUGAAGAGGCAAGGCUACGGCGAGGGCUUCCGCUGGCUCUCCCAGUACAUCGACUAGAGUGGGCCUCCUCGCGCCAACCGCCACCCACCACCAGAGGGCGCCACUCUUGAUGCCCCCUUUAUCAUACUCAGCCCCAUGUUUUGGUUCCACCGCCCUCCAAGGAAACCAGUACAACUCGAUCCCAAUAGACUUUUAUUGGUCGAACAUUUGGUUCUGCACUUACAGCACACACACACACACACACACACACACACACACACACACACACUAUAUUCUCAUCCCCCCUCCCUCUCUCUCUGUGCGUAACUUUGGCAGCAAAUGUCCAAACUCGAAAUGGAGGCUUGUUCUUUUUUCUUUCUAUACGGCGUCUGUCCUCUGCUACACCCCCCACCCCCCCACCAAGAUAAAUAGCAUUAUAUUUAAUCAUGCUUUGUUUUAUCAAGAAAGACAUAACGAUGGACUUCUUUUGUGGGGCAUAAAAAAGCCCAGUAGGUGGCGCUAUGUUUCUGCUAUAGCGAGUGUAUGACGGUAGUUAGGGUGAUGAAGCCCCGCCCAUGUGAGCAAUUCAAGAAAAAAAGGACCAAUAAUUAUAAAUAAUAAUAAUAAUAAUGUAUGAAAUGUACACAAACAUUGUACAUGGAUGUUGUAUCCUUUUACCACACACUUUUAUGCAUGCCUUCUUCUUUUCCACUUGUAACAACCAACCCCUUAUUAGUAGUAGUCGUAUGAUUAUGAUUAUUAUUAUUAUAAUAAUUACAGAGAGUAGCAGAGGGAUGAAAUGCCAAAACUGACUUUAGGAGACAGAGAUGGAAUCAAUGUUAAGAGUAUCCACAUGCUUUGUGUCUUUCAUUCCAGCAUUGAAUGAAGUAAGGAGGUGACGAGGGUGUUGUUUGCAUCAUAAACGUGGAAUAAAUGUUUGCAAUGAAUAA
This is a messenger RNA of Dunckerocampus dactyliophorus (ringed pipefish), 1659 nucleotides long. It is a transcript of the gene sar1b, whose product is annotated as secretion associated, Ras related GTPase 1B. The transcript is spliced from 7 exons. Gene Ontology annotation, molecular function: GTP binding; GTPase activity. Lineage: Eukaryota; Metazoa; Chordata; Actinopteri; Syngnathiformes; Syngnathidae. The record is from RefSeq and is a predicted model, not a curated record. Gene Ontology annotation, cellular component: COPII vesicle coat; endoplasmic reticulum exit site. Bases 191 to 787 code for a protein of 198 amino acids. Gene Ontology annotation, biological process: intracellular protein transport; endoplasmic reticulum to Golgi vesicle-mediated transport; vesicle organization.